AAGGUACUGCUUAAAAUGUCUGCAGGUGUCAGAUUCUCAUUAGUCUUUAACACAGCAAAGAGCAUCAGUGGCUGCAUCCUGAAUAGAUUCUUCAUACUGGGUCCAACAGAAAAAACUGCUGCCAUGGACUGGAUGAUACACAUGCAUCGACGAGGAUAUAUUAUCAGAAUAUUUCUGAUAAUGCUACUUUUUAGUCAUAGAGUUGCAGGAAACACAACUGAAUCAACAAGAAAUACAAAUACAGAGACCACACAGACAUCAAUAACCACAGAUUCUAUAUCAGAAACAACAGUUCCUUUAAGUACAACUUCAGAAACAACAGCACCCCCAACAACUGAAACUUUAGCAACUACAAAUAGCACCGUUCCCUCAACAACUGAGACCACACAGGUCUUAAACACAGAAUCUACAUCAGAAACACCAACAGUUGCUUCCAGUACAAUUUCAGAAACAACAUUAGCCUCAACAACAGAAACUACCACAGUACCAACAACUACAGAAGCGUCAGUUCCCUUAACAAGCAAAGAGUCUACAACAUCUGAAACAACAGUUGCUUCCAGUACUCCUUCAGAAACAACAGUACCCUCAACAACUGAAACUACCCAAGCACCAACCACUACCGAGACCACAGUUCCCUCAACAACCACAGAAUCUACUACUUCAGAAACAGCAACAGUUCCUUCCAGUACAACUUCAGAAACAACAGUACCCUCAACACAUGAAACUACCUCUGCAACUACGAGACCACAGUUCCCUCAACAACACUGA
Messenger RNA from Xenopus laevis (African clawed frog), 768 nucleotides. RefSeq names its product integumentary mucin A.1-like. The transcript has 2 exons. NCBI's taxonomy places the organism in Eukaryota, Metazoa, Chordata, Amphibia, Anura, Pipidae. Bases 16 to 768 code for a protein of 250 amino acids. The record is from RefSeq and is a predicted model, not a curated record.